AUGCCCGCGCAACCCAAUAUCACGCUCUACACAGAAGGCACCCCCAACGGCCUCAAAAUCUCCAUCGCCCUCGAGGAGCUCGGCCUCUCCUACAACACCCGCGAAAUCGCCCUCCUGCAAAACGAACAAAAGGAACCCUGGUUCCUCGCGAUAAACCCCAACGGCCGAAUCCCCGCGCUAACGGACAUCGACGAGGAUGGGCAGGAGAUCAAGAUCUGGGAGAGCGGUGCGAUACUACAGUACCUUGUCGCGAGGUAUGAUACCGAGCACCGGAUUUCGUAUCCGGUCGGGUCGAAAGAGGCGUGGGAGGUUACGUGUUGGCUCAUGUGGCAGGUGGGCGGUGUUGGUCCUAUGCAAGGGCAGGCGAACCACUUUGCAAGAUUCGCCGGCGCAAAAUACCCCUACGCACUAAACCGCUAUGUCCACGAAUCGCGCCGCCUCUACCGCGUCCUCGACACCCAGCUAGCCAAGAACCCGCACGGCUACAUCGUCGGCGACCGCGUGACCAUUGCCGAUAUUGCGGUUUGGCCGUGGGUUACUGCGUACAGAUUCUCCGGAAUCCCCAGUAUAGACGAGUUCCCCGCCAUCAAGAGCUGGCUGUACAAGCUCCUCGCGCGGCCCGGUUUCGAGCGUGGACGGAACGUGCCCAAGCCGCAUGUCUAUCUUGCCCUGAAUGAACUUUCCGAAGAGGAGUUGGAUGAGAGGGCGCAGUAUGGGGUGAAGUGGAACCAGGAUGCCAUGGCGAGGGAUGCGGCUGCUUAG
This is a messenger RNA of Aspergillus calidoustus, 762 nucleotides long. NCBI's taxonomy places the organism in Eukaryota, Fungi, Ascomycota, Eurotiomycetes, Eurotiales, Aspergillaceae. The record is from the annotation of a GenBank genome assembly.